UAUUUUCUGAAGAUAUAACUUUGUCUCGACUACUCAUAUUGAAAUCGGCUUUGCGGUCAUUGAAGAAAGUUAGAUAUAAAAUAAUGUAUUAAUGAUAAAGGAUUUUACCUCAAUGACUCAACGUCUGGAGCAAAAAACUAUGAAGAAAAACAUGAAAAGAACAUAAGUCAUCGAUCUUCCCUAUUCAUGAAUGGACGUUUGCUUAUUUCCUAAAAACAAUUCAUUUCAAAUAAUAAUUCUUGAAGAGGUUUUUAUGGCUUCUUUCAAUUUUCAUUGACAGAAAUAUUAUUUCCGGGGCGUGUUGACGUUAGGUCAUUUAAAUCAUUGUAAUGCAAUAUGGCUACGGAGGAUGAUGAUUUAAAGGGUCUAGUUUCCAACGAAGAAAUACCCGAAUCGACAUAUUUUCACGCAGAAGAGAAUUGUCAACGUGAAUCUGCUGGACAAGAGCUGUUUAAUUAUGGCGCAGUCACACAAAAAGAACGUGAUCACCAACAAUUUAUCUUGGCUGUUUUUGUUGUGACUUUUGACACUAGAAAAGGCAACACAAUCGAGUGGAAGUAUCCUGAAUCAGCCACACUUAUUGGAGUGGAAUUCAAAGCUCUGGCAAGCGGAUCGCAUACGAUAUUCAAAGAUUUUGUUUACUUCAGGCAUGAGUCCAAUGAGUUUGGCCUAAGCUGUUAUCAACGGAUAAAUGUUGAUAAUGAGGAUGAACGUGGUGCAAGAAUGAAAUCUGUUGGCAUUAUCUGUUCAAAUUACACAUCACUCCACUCACAUAUGGAGUUCCUCGAGGAUGAAGUAAGCCAUCAACUUGAUAAUCCUGGAUCAUAUGACAAUCUCGUCAAAUACUUUCAUAAGUUUCGAAUUUGCAAAGUGAAGAACAAUUGGUUGCAUUCUCCUGAAAAGAUAUUCGGUGUAGAAGAUCUUCCAUUCUUGCAGAUAACGCAUCCUGCCGGUUGUUUUUCACAAUUCUUGAAUUUGUUUGGUGAAAAGAUAUUCGUUAUAUGGAAAUUUAUCUUGCUUCACCGUCGCAUAUUAUUCUUUUCACCACCGCCAGUCGGAAUCUCCUGUUAUAGAGUUUACUGUGCUUGCCUACUCGGAAACCAUUCCGUCUCCCCUUCGUUAGAGACUGGGACGAAUCCAUUGUUCUUUACAAACAUCUUCGAUAUUCCUCAAUUGGAAAGCGAACACAAAUACAUCGCUUGUACGACCGAAAAGAUAUUCGAAACUAAAGAAGAGUUGUACGAUGUCUACGUGAAUAAUCAAAAUAUCAAAUCGAAAUCGUAUCUAUCGUCAAUACAACACGUUAACAGCUGUGAUAAAGACAGAUAUAAGCGAUUGCUUGAGUAUCGAUCCAAUCAGUUAAUCAGUGAUGGCGAAUGCAUCGAUGAUGAAAAAAUGUAUGCAAAAUUUUUUUCAGACUUAAACAACAGUAUUUUCCAAGCUAUAAUAGACGCCGCAUCGACAAGGGACAAACGUUUGGCCUUUGACGCCAUUCGCAAGAUGGGAAUGCACCCUAAAAAUGAUCUAACCUUUCUUGAACAGCUGAUUGAGCUUCAUGGUGUCGACGUUCAGUUAGAAAAGGAUUCGUGUUGUUCUGUUAUGUAGUAUAUAGCAAAUAGAUAGCUUUCACCGGAGCUUAGGUGUUUAAAAUUAUGGAGCUUGAUAAAGCAUCCGAUUCAACAUUUUUGCAUAUGUGAGAGCACUGUGUGAGAGGUGUUGCCCGUAGCCAUAACGUUAAAUGCGAGCUCACCACAAUCAUUAAGAUUGGAGCAAAUUGGCCAAUCGCGUUCCUUUAACGUAUUUAGUAAAUAGCACAGUGGUUGCCUGUCACCUAACUUAGUUUAGGUCAACACAUAAAGUUAUGUAUAAUGUACUUUUUAAAAAUAUGAGAACUAGUCAGCUAUCUGUUAUUCAUGGUGUUUUGUUGGUAUGUAAGUGACGUUGUUAGUUUUCUCCACUGUGCGUUACGGAAAAAUAUUUUAAAUGUCGUUUAUAUAUGCGAGGGAAUAAUUAUGUAAAGAUUAUUUUUCGCGAAGAACAAAUUAUAAAGAAGAGUUCGCUUACGGCGAUAGAAAUAGCUUCUAAA
Molecule: messenger RNA, 2086 nt
Organism: Xenia sp. Carnegie-2017
Lineage: Eukaryota; Metazoa; Cnidaria; Anthozoa; Malacalcyonacea; Xeniidae
Product: DENN domain-containing protein 11-like
Exons: 8
Coding region: 337-1605 (422 amino acids)
Cellular component (GO): cytoplasm
Source: RefSeq, a predicted model, not a curated record